AAGCAUUUUUCAUGUGUCAAGGAGAGCCUUUUACCUCGCACACUCCCUAUAAAUAACUCAAAAAUCCAUCGUCUUCUUUCGUAACCUGGCUUUUCAUCUCUGAUAUCUCAUCUUCUUCACUGUGAUUUUGUUACAAUGGUGUUCCAUCUUCUUCAAGCUUUAGCAGUCUUGUUUCUGGUAUUUGUUGUAGGUCAUGCAGCUGUAGAUCCAGAAAUUUACUUCAAAUCCGUGUUACCCAACACUCCGAUGCCGAAAGCAAUCAAAGAUUCUCUUUCUAAUGACAUCUUCAUCAACACAAACCACAAGGAAAGCACUUCAUAUGUAUUGAGUGACCCAAACCAAGUAUUCCCCAAUUAUAAAUAUAAUUGUGAGGCAACACCUGAACAGAUUAUGGACAAGAAAACAUCUGCACUUUUCUUCUUGGAAAAUGAUCUACAUGCUGGCAAAAGAAUCAACUUGCACAUCAGUAAAGAUACAACCGCAACACCUCCAUUUGUACCUCGCGACGUUGCAGAGUCAAUGCCCAUUGCAUCAAACAAGCUGCAAGAUAUCUACAAGGAGUUCAAAGUCAAACCUGACUCGAUCGAAGCAAAACUAGUCAAGGAGACGGUCAACGAAUGUGAGAUGGCUUCCAACAAAGAUGCAGAUCAAUAUUGUGCAGCUUCUUUGGAGUCAAUGGUGGAUUUUGUUGCUUCAAAGUUAGGGAAAAGGGUUAAGGCGAUGGAAACACGAGUGGUUGGUAACGAAAGCAGAUCGUUACAAGGGUACAUGGUCGAGGAAGUUAAAAAGUUGAAUGGAGAUGAUGGUGUUGUCUGCCACCAAGAAUAUUAUGGGUACGCGGUCUAUUUUUGCCAUAAAACACCUAAAAUCAGUGCGUAUAUGGUGUCGUUGGUCGGAGAAAAUAAUGUAAGAGCUAAAGCAACAUUUCUCUGCCAUGAAGACACAUCCUCAUGGAGCCCAAAACAUUUGGCUUUCAUAGUCCUCAAUGUAAAACCAGGAACCAGUGCUGUUUGUCAUUUUCUUCUUGAAAAUGUAGUAGCUUGGGUUCCCUACUAGGUUGUAUCUUGUGUUGUCCAACUUAUAAUUAAUGGCUAAAUAAAUCCAAGUAUAUCUGGCACACAAAAAUCAAUAAUGUCAAAUAUCUUUUCCAACCAUCAUUUAUGCAAUUAUGCCUUAUGGUGCUUA
This is a messenger RNA of Helianthus annuus (common sunflower), 1185 nucleotides long. RefSeq names its product BURP domain protein RD22. Lineage: Eukaryota; Viridiplantae; Streptophyta; Magnoliopsida; Asterales; Asteraceae. The transcript has 3 exons. The record is from RefSeq and is a predicted model, not a curated record. The coding region runs from base 136 to 1056 and encodes 306 amino acids.